This is a messenger RNA of Bufo gargarizans (Asiatic toad), 1247 nucleotides long. Its product is annotated as multiple inositol polyphosphate phosphatase 1-like. Bases 171 to 1247 code for a protein of 358 amino acids. Gene Ontology annotation, molecular function: acid phosphatase activity; inositol phosphate phosphatase activity. Lineage: Eukaryota; Metazoa; Chordata; Amphibia; Anura; Bufonidae. The transcript is spliced from 5 exons. The record is from RefSeq and is a predicted model, not a curated record.
GUCCGCUCUCCAUAGAAAGUUGCAGAGCUGUCAGAGAGGCAGAAGGAUCGCGGCGGACUCCAUGGAUGAGGUGAGCCAGAGUUCCUUCACUACAGCUCUGAAGGCUUAGCUAGCUACAGACUAUCUCUGCUUCCCUGUCCAGUGUACCUCAGAGGCACCAUUAUUUUACCAUGCUUCCUAUAUACUACACGUAUAGAAAGUGUGCCCCCAAAGCCGCCCAGAUCCUUCUCAUCUCCGUUACUUGGUUCUGUAGCGCUGGCGGACAUGACUCCGUUUUCACAGAGUCACCAAAAUUAGCUUCUUAUUUUGGAACUAAGACCAGAUAUGAAGAAGUCAAUCCCUUCCUCCUGUCAAGUCCUCUUUUGGUUACAAGGAAGCAUGACCUACUGCCAAAUUCUUGCACCCCUCUCCAAAUAGUCUCUGUGAUCAGGCAUGGGACACGAUACCCUACCAAAAAGCAAAUACAGAAGCUGAAGAAAAUGUACAGCCUAAUCGAAGAAAGUACAAGCAACUGUGAGCUGGUAAAGGAGCUGAAGAGCUGGAACAUGUGGUAUGAGGACUGGAUGGAUGGACAACUGGUGAAGAAAGGAGAGGAGGACAUGAAGAACCUGGCUUAUAGACUGGCUUCUCUCUUUCCUUCCCUGUUCACGUCGGACAAGUUCCAUAAAUGUAAAAUGUCUUUUACCACCAGCUCUAAGCAUCGAUGUGUUGACAGCACAAAAGCUUUUAUCAGCGGGCUGGCACACACUUACCUCAGACUUCCUCUACCAACUGAAGAUACACUGGAAAGUGCGGCGUGCAGAAACCCUGUGGUCAAUGACACUUUAAUGCGUUUCUUUGAUCACUGUGAGAAGUUUGUGGCCCAAGUAGAAGAUAAUGACACAGCAAUGCAUGAAGUGGACAAGUUUAAGAAAGGACCAGAAAUGAGGAGAGUUCUGCACAAAAUAUCUGACCUCCUAAGCGUUCCAGAGCAUGAGCUGAAUGCAGAUUUAAUACAAGUGGCCUUUUUUACCUGCUCGUUUGAACUGGCCAUCAACAAUGUUGCCAACUCUCCAUGGUGCAGGCUGUUUGAUGAAGAAGAUGCCAAAGUCUUGGAAUACCUCAAUGACCUGAAACAGUAUUGGAAGCGGGGCUAUGGAUAUGAUAUCAACAGCCGCUCCAGCUGUAGCCUGUUCCGGAAUAUCUUCCAGCACUUGGACACCGCGGUUUCUGAAAGUAAAAGGUAUGUUCAUGUUUCCAGCAGCUGA